Molecule: messenger RNA, 3105 nt
Organism: Perognathus longimembris pacificus (Pacific pocket mouse)
Lineage: Eukaryota; Metazoa; Chordata; Mammalia; Rodentia; Heteromyidae
Gene: Eng
Product: endoglin
Biological process (GO): vasculogenesis
Source: RefSeq, a predicted model, not a curated record
UGGUACUUCCUCUGCCCGUCUGGCAGGCGGCCUGGCCCGGCCCCUCGGCUAAGGAAGCGCAUUUCCUGCCUCCCUGGGCCGGGCUGGAUGAGCCGAGCUCCGGCGGCCGCCACAGUCAUUGCUCAGCCUCCCUCCGCACCCAUCCCCAGGCCAGGAUUGCCGUGCGAUCAGCCGUCCCCAGGAGUCCCCUCCCCGCCGCCCCUCAGCCAGGGCCCGGCCUGGCUGUGAGUCCUGUGCCCACUUCUCCUGACCCCUUGGCCACCACCCCAGAAGGCUGGAGCAGGGACGCCGUCACUCCGGCCGCCUGCUCCCCUCGGGUCCCCGUGAGAGCCCACGCCGGCCCCGGCGCCCACCCGCAGCCCUGCCUCUGGACACCGGAUAAGGCCCAGCGCACCGUCUCCGGGGUGGACAGCAUGCGCCGCAGCGCUCUUCCGCUGGCCAUUGUCCUGCUACUGGCCAUCUGCAACCUCGGCCCGACAAGUCUUGCAGAAAAAGUCCAUUGUGAUCUACAGCCUGUGGACCCCAAGAGGGGCGAGGUGACAUUUACCACCAGCCAGGUCCCGCAGGGCUGUGUGGCUCAGGUUCCCGAUGGGGUCCUUGAAGUCCACGUCCUCUUCCUGGAAUUCUCAAACGAGGUGGCGCAGCUUGAGCUCACUCUCCAGGCAUCCAGGCACAAUGGCAGCCAGCCUCGACAGGUGUUUCUGGUCCUCGUCGUGAACAAGAGUACCUUACUACAGCUCCAGGCACCGGGAAUCCCGCUGCAUUUGGCUUAUAACCCCAGCCUGGUCAUCUUCAAAGAGCCUCCGGGAGCCAACGUCACACAACUGCCAUCCUUCCCUGCCAACAGCCAGAUCCUUGACUGGGCGGCUUUAAGGGGUCCCCUCUCCUCAGUGGCGACACUAGAGGACCCCAGCAGCAUCCUCCUCCGGCUGGGCCAAGAUGAAGAAACAGAGUCCCCAGACCUUUCACAAGGGCAGCCAGCCGCCCAGAAUCUCCCAUACUUCUGUAUGCCUGAAGACCAUAAGGACAUGGGCCGCACACUCGAAUGGCAGCCGCGGGGCCCCGUGUCCAUCCUGGGCUGCCGCCUGGAUGGCGUGACGGGCCACAAGGAGGCGCACAUCCUCAGGAUCCUGCCUGGUCCCAAGGCUGAGCCUCGGACAGUGACGGUGAAGGUAGAACUCAACUGCACAUCUAGAGACCCCGACGCCAUCCUCAUCCUGCAGGGACCCCCGUACGUGUCCUGGCUUAUCGACGCCAACCACAACAUGCAGAUCUUGACCACUGGUGAAUACUCCUUCAAGAUCUUUUCGAAGAAGAACAUCCAUGGCUUCGUGCUCCCAGACACGCCCCAAGGCCUGGUGGGAGAGGCCCGGGCACUCAACGCCAGCCUCGUGGCCUCCUUCGUGGAACUGCCGCUGGCCAGCGCUGUUUCCCUGCGGGCGCCCAGCUGUAGUGGUGAACCACAGACCUCACCCGCACCGGUCCUGACCACCCCACCAAACAGAUGUGACCCGGAUCUGCUUCUGUCCCUGAUUCGGCCAAAAUGCGCCAAUGGUGUCAUGACUCUGUCACUUAGGAAAGACCACCUGCAGACCAUGCAGUGCACCAUCGUGGGCUUGACCUUCUGGGACCCUCGCUGCCAGGCGGAGGACAGCAGUGACCACUUUGUCUUGAGCAGUGCCUACUCCCUGUGUGGCGUGGAGGUGGCAAAACACGUGGUCAGCAGUGAGGUGUUCCUCAAUUUCCUGUCCGUCUCAGGCUCAUUAUCACUGCGGAAAAAGGUGUACUGCAUCGACGUGGACAGCCUGUCUUUCCAGGUGGACCUCUACCUCAGCCCCAAAUUCCUCCAGGCCUACAGCACCAUUGAGCUGGGCCAGCAAGGUUUUGUGCAGGUCAGCAUGCUUCCAGCGGUCCCUGAGGCUACGCUCCAGCUACUUAGCUGCUAUCUGGAUUUGGGACCAGAGACAGACAGAGUGGAACUCAUCCAGGGCCAGGCAGCCAAAGGCAGCUGUGUGAACCUACUGUCCCCAAGCCCCAGUGGUGACCCACGCUUCAGCUUCCUCCUCCGUGUCUACAUGGUGCCCACUCCCAUGGUUGCCACCCUCACUUGCAACAUAGCCGUACAUCCUGGGGCCAAUCUGAAGGACGCCUACGAGCCCGUCUUCAAGCUUGUCUCCAAGCGCCUCAACAUUGUCAGCCCUGAGCUGUCUGGUAAUGGCCUCGUCCUGCCUGCCGUGCUAGGCAUCACCUUUGGCGCCUUCCUCAUCGGCGCCCUGCUCACCGCAGCCCUCUGGUACAUCUACUCGCACACACGUCCCCCCAGCAAGCGGGAGCCCGUGGUGGCGGUGGCUGCCCCGGCCUCCUCUGAGAGCAGCAGCACCAACCACAGCAUUGGGAGCACCCAGAGCACCCCCUGCUCCACCAGCAGCAUGGCGUAGUGCCCACCCCGGAGCCCUGGGGGCCGCCCAGCCAGCCCUCGCCUUGCCGGAGAGCCCGAGCAGCCACCAGCUGGGAACCAUCGGCCAUGAACUCGCCCCGGGACCCCAGUGCCUCCACUCGCCUGCCGAUGGAGAGUGCCCUCUGCCUCCGCCCCUCCCACCCGCCUCUCAGAGGCCUGCUGCCAGCGGGGACGUCGGCCCGGAACACCCUGGGGUCUCCCCACCCCACUCAGCAGAGCCUUCUCAUCCUGGGUCUCUGGGAUGUGGCUGCCCGAGCGCACAGGGGGAAAGGCCGCUGCCCUGAGUGCCUGCAUCUUACCUGGGUCCUGGACCAGCGAACAGCACUGGGUGGGAGGCAAGGACUCCAAGCGGAGCCAGCCCCGGCCCCCAAUGCCAGCAGCACCUCCUCCGUGGGAACACAAGAGUCUGGCCCAAAGCCGCCUGUACCCAUCCGGUCCCUGUGGACCCCCACUCUUGGACUAGCACAACUUUGGUGGGGGAAACAGAAGCUGAGGGCUGCUCUGCUCUGGAGCCCAGGGAGUGGCAACAGCUCCCCCCCCUGGGCCCUCACAGAGCUCCAUAGACAGCAGCAGGUGGCUAAUGGCCAGGUGCUGGUUUGGGGCCCACCCUUGUAUAUCCACCACCAAUAAAAUCAGACAUAAAACCA